Messenger RNA from Solenopsis invicta (red fire ant), 489 nucleotides. Its product is annotated as stress response protein NST1-like. The transcript has a single exon. The record is from RefSeq and is a predicted model, not a curated record. The coding region runs from base 1 to 489 and encodes 162 amino acids. NCBI's taxonomy places the organism in Eukaryota, Metazoa, Arthropoda, Insecta, Hymenoptera, Formicidae.
AUGCCGUUGGAGAUGGAGUUCAGCGGGGGAGAAGAAGAAAUGGAUCCAGAAGAAAAACAAGAGGAAGAAGAGGAAGUGGAAAUAGAAACGAUUCUAUGGAAUGACGAGGCGAAGGAGAUGUAUGCAGAAAGGACGGAGGAAUUGUGUAACACGGAAGAGCUAGAAGAAAAGGAAUCGGACACAUUAGAAGAAGAAUGGGAAAAGAUAAAGAAGAUUGUAAAGGUAGCAAUGGUGAAGAAAAGAAUAAAGAGAAGGAAGAAAGAGCUAGGUCAUAAAGAUUGGUGGGACAAAAGCUGCACCAGAAAGAAGAGAGAGGUAAAAAGAAUCUACAAGAAAUGGAAGAAAGGAAGAAUAGAAAGAGACAGAUAUAUAAAGGAGAAAAGAAAUCUGAAAGAACUGCUAGAGAAGAAACGAAAGGAGAAGAGGAGAAAGGAAGAAGAGGAACUGAGAAAGAUGAAAAAUGAAGCAGACGUGGAAAUAUAUAAAUAG